This is a messenger RNA of Octopus bimaculoides (California two-spot octopus), 1455 nucleotides long. RefSeq lists its product as uncharacterized. The record is from RefSeq and is a predicted model, not a curated record. Lineage: Eukaryota; Metazoa; Mollusca; Cephalopoda; Octopoda; Octopodidae.
GUAGGCCAUUUUAAGACAGGGGCUACUACAAGCAUUCGAUAACAUACAAAAUUAAAAACAAUACAUAUUUUUAACUUUAUAGGUUUAAUUCCAAUUCUAAAUAACUGUAUGAGAAAGAGGGUACUGAAUGUUGGCAAAUUUUUAAACAUAACAAGGGAUUAAUAUAUUUUGUUAGAUAAAAUAAAUCGAAGCUGAAGUUUCUCCUUCUUUUUACAAACAUCAUAAAGAUCUUGAAGGCACUUAAUUGCUCGUUCUGCACUCUAAUUUGUUCUGGGAAUUUCCAGUUUUGAUGGUUCUCGACUCCAAAAGUUCUUUACAGAGUUCAAUGCUUUUUUAUGAACUUGCAGAUUUGAUUUCACAUUUUCAAAAUAAUGAAGUUAAUAUACAGAGAAAUAUUUUAUGUGAAUUUUGCAAUUUUAUUGCCUUUUGUCUUUGGUCAUGGACGUCUAUUGGAACCUCCUUCAAGAACAAGCAUGUGGCGCUUUGGAUAUAACACUCCUCCAGAUUAUGAUGAUAACGGACACAAUUGCGGUGGAGUAGGGCUGCAAUUUGGUAAAAAUAAAGGAAAGUGUGGAAUGUGUGGUGACCCUUACUAUGGACCUCAUGAUAGUGAAGCUGGAGGAAUUUUUGCCAAAGGGAUCAUUACUCGAAGUUAUAAAUCAGGAGGAAUAAUAAAUGUUUUAAUUCAAAUAACUGCCAAUCACAAAGGCUACUUUGAAUUCCAUCUUUGUCCUAAUAACAAUAUUAAGGAGAGAAUAACACAAGAAUGUUUAGAUAAAUAUCCACUGAAUUUUCUUGAUGGCACAAGCAGGCAUUUCCUCAAAGACUUCCGCAGUAAUACAAAUUUUAGCCUAUCUUUGAGACUACCCUCUCAUCUAGAUUGUUCGCAAUGUGUUCUUCAAUGGAAAUAUACUGCUGGAAAUACAUAUAAUUGUGAUCCUAUUUUAGAUAAAUGUUGCACUGGAUGUGGUGAUCAGGAGCAAUUUUAUGCAUGUGCAGAUAUAUCUGUUAAGAAGGAAUCUGGUGUAUCAAAAGAGAAACACCCUACAUCAAAGCAGAAAUUAGACUCAGCUGAGAAAGAGACGAAAGGAGGUGUUACUAGUUCUCAGGAUAUCACAGAAAAACCAAACAUAAAUGGUAAAAUGAAAUGUCAAGCAAAAUAUAAUCUCCAGCCUAAGAAACAUUUUAAUAAAUGGUGCAAUUUAAUGUGUCAGCCUAUGAGUUCAUUUCCAUAACUCUACAAUAAUAAUAAUAAUAAUAAUAAUAAUAAUUGAUAAAUAAAUAAAUAAAUGAAUAUAUGAAACUAAAGUCUCAAAAGAAUUACCUUUUCCUCUUAAAUAUAAUAUUCAUAAUCAAUACAUUGUAAAAAUUAUUUCAUGAAAAUUAUAUUCCUUCAAUCAAGAUAUCAUGUUCUUUAAACAUAAUACGUAAUGUGAUUAAAAAUGCUGUUCAAAU